This is a messenger RNA of Ilex paraguariensis (yerba mate), 373 nucleotides long. Lineage: Eukaryota; Viridiplantae; Streptophyta; Magnoliopsida; Aquifoliales; Aquifoliaceae. The record is from the annotation of a GenBank genome assembly.
AAAGGAGAGGCCAAAGAGAGUUGGAGGGUUUCAUGACAUUUAUCUUUUGAUAGGCAGAAAGGAGAGGCCAAAGAGGGUCAACAAGAGGUUGAGUGGGGAAAGAUUAGUUGUGUCUAAGAUGGCGGGAUAUGAACGGAUGACUGUGACUUCAGAUGUGAAAUCAGGAAACAUGGUUUUCGAGCCUAUUCUAGAGGAAGGGGUCUUGAGGUUUGACUGUUCUGCGGAUGAUAGAAAUGUGGCUUUGCCUAGUCUUUCUUUUGUUAACCCUAAAGAUAGAGAGACACCAAUUAUGACUACCGACAAAGCUCCAUCAUUCACUCCUACUUUUGAGUGUGUGCUUGGACAACAAAUUGUUAAUCUUCAGGUCAGUUAG